Messenger RNA from Phlebotomus papatasi, 1330 nucleotides. Its product is annotated as zinc finger protein 878-like. Gene Ontology annotation, biological process: regulation of transcription by RNA polymerase II. NCBI's taxonomy places the organism in Eukaryota, Metazoa, Arthropoda, Insecta, Diptera, Psychodidae. Gene Ontology annotation, cellular component: nucleus. Gene Ontology annotation, molecular function: RNA polymerase II cis-regulatory region sequence-specific DNA binding; DNA-binding transcription activator activity, RNA polymerase II-specific. The record is from RefSeq and is a predicted model, not a curated record. The transcript has a single exon. The coding region runs from base 72 to 1169 and encodes 365 amino acids.
GCUUUUCCAGAAAAAAUAUUCAAACGUUGGAAGAACAGCCAGUAUAAAGCCUUCAAAGAGUUUCCAAAAGUAUGGACAAUUUAGAAGUAAAACUUGAAUCAUUUGAACACAAUAGCUGCCGGGAAUGCGGAGAAACAUUUAAUGAAUGGACAGAACUGAUGAAUCACAGAGAGAAUUCACACAGUCUUUACACCUGCAAGACUUGUAAAAAAGAAGAAAUAUCUGUAAAAGACUUUGAGUAUCAUCUUCAGAUCCAUGGUGGAUUCAGGCUCUUCAAAUGUAUCAUUUGCAAUGAAAAUUUUUCAUUUCUCUGUGAACUCAAUGAUCACCUUCCUAAACAUUUAUAUGAAGUUACAGAUUUAAAGAAAAUUGAAUAUGUGGAAGUAUCAGAAGCACAUGAUGAACCCUGCUCCCAAGAUAUCUACAUAAAAACAGAGGAUUCUGAUAAUGAGGGUAACAAUUUAGAUGAAGAUGUGUUUUCUGAGACAGAACCUGGUAAGAUUGGUGAGGAGGAAAGGAAAUGCUCUGAAUUAAUAGAAAUUGAUCAAGUAGACAAAAUAAAACGAGGAAGACCGAAGGAGACAGAUGUACCACGUCCUAUGUUGAAGAGGAGAUUUAAAUGUUCUCAUUGUUCUACAACUACAAAAACAGCCACAAGUCUCAAACUUCACAUGAGAUCUCAUACCGGUGAAAAACCAUAUGAGUGUGCUGACUGUGGAAGAUACUAUCUCCAGAAGUGUGCAUUGAAAAUUCACAUAACUAUGAAGCACGACAGAAACAAGAAAAGGACAGAAGUUUGUCAGAUCUGUGGAAAAGGUUUCUAUUUUGUAAGGAGAUUAAAGGAACAUAUUCGUGAGAUUCAUAAGAAACCACGAGAGAAAUAUCAAAGGAUCCAUACAGGCGAGAAGCCUUUUAGUUGUAAAAAGUGCAAUAAAGUUUUAUCUACAAAAAAUAGUCUAAAAGUUCAUAUGGCUUCUCAUGGUGCACCAAUUCAUCAGUGCAAUUCUUGUGAAAAAUCCUUCAAAAUCCGAGAAAGUCUCAAGAAGCACGUGCAGAGAGUUCAUGAGGAAAGAAAAUUUCCCUGUUUUCACUGCGGAAAGAAAUACGCUUCCAAUGGAGAUGCAAUCAGACAUAUGAGACAAACCCAUUCCAAAGGAGAGAAAGAUUAAGCCGAGAAAAAUCAACAAAAAAGAACAAUCUUAAAAGAUUAAAAGGGUAAUAAAAAGUUUCCUUUUGAAUUUCUAUAUCUAUUAAAUAUUGUUACACCUCUACAAAGAAAAUUUUGUACUUCUCUAAGUAAAUAAAUAAUAAGAAUAUGAAUUUUUGUAAA